AAAAAAAAAAGAAUGGAGAGCAGAAGGCUCCCCUUACAGGGUUGGAAAUGCAGAUGUGGCAUGCGGGAGAUGCAAGGUCCAUGUCUUCACCCUUGCCCUUCCCUUCGUCCACCUCUUCCGGGCCUUCGCCACUGGUAAUCCAGCAGUAGCCGCAAACUGAAUUUCAGUUCUCCCGUAGGACUCAAUUCUUUGUUUCAGAAAAUAUGUGGAAAAACAUUUUCUGCAUAACAAAGCAACUUCGUGUUUCAUUUUAACUCCAUAAUCACAGAUCUAUGUUACUCUAGGUAUAUUUUGCAGUGAACGCAUUUGCGUACUAUUUUCUCCAUUUCUGUUUGUUAUUUUGCAGGUCGAGUUGGGGGGGAGAAAGCAUAGAGCUGUUAAUUUAUAGUUUAUUAGCGGGAAACAAAACAUGACAGAAACAGAUGCCUUCUAUAAAAGAGAAAUAUUUGAUCCGGCAGAAAAGUACAAAAUGGACCACAGGAGGAGAGGAAUUGCUUUAAUCUUCAAUCAUGAGAGAUUCCUUUGGCACUUAACACUGCCAGAUAGGCGGGGCACCAGCGCCGACAGAGACAAUCUUACCCGCAGGUUUUCAGAUCUAGGAUUUGAAGUGAAAUGCUUUAACGAUCUUAAAGCAGAAGAACUACUGCUCAAAAUUCAUGAGGUGUCAACCUCUAGCCACACAGAUGCCGAUUGCUUUAUGUGUGUCUUCCUGAGCCAUGGCGAAGGCAAUCACAUUUAUGCAUAUGAUGCUAAAAUUGAAAUUCAGACAUUAACUGGCUUGUUCAAAGGAGACAAGUGUCGGAGCCUUGUUGGAAAACCCAAGAUAUUUAUCAUUCAGGCAUGUCGAGGAAACCAGCACGAUGUACCGGUCAUUCCUUUGGAUGUCGUAGAUAAUCAGACAGACAAGCUGGACACCAACGUGACUGAGGUGGAUGCAGCCUCCGUUUACACACUGCCUGCUGGAGCAGACUUCCUCAUGUGUUACUCUGUUGCAGAAGGAUAUUAUUCUCACCGGGAAACGAUCAAUGGCUCAUGGUACAUUCAAGAUUUGUGUGAGAUGUUGGGAAAAUAUGGCUCUUCCUUAGAGUUCACAGAACUCCUCACACUGGUGAACAGGAAAGUUUCUCAGCGCCGUGUGGACUUCUGCAAAGACCCAAGUGCGAUUGGGAAGAAGCAGGUUCCUUGCUUUGCCUCAAUGCUAACUAAAAAGCUGCAUUUCUUUCCAAAGUCUAAUUAAUAGGGGCGAUCUUAUCUUACAGUCUGUAUUGAAAAUGUCUUUCUCUUCUUUUUAUAUAAAUAUCGUUAGGUUAAGCAUAUGGUCAGUGAUUCAAAUGUUUUAAUGUUUAGUGCCCAGCAAAGAACUGCCUUAAAAAAAAAAAAUAGUUCAUGUUGGCCAUGGGGAAAGGGUUUGAUAUGCAGAAACAAAAUCCUCAGGAAAUUAAAUAAUUUACAAGCAUUUGUAAUACUUUUUAGUAUUACAAAAAAGUAGGAUUACACAAAAAUCUGGCUGAUUUAAUUAGUAUUUUGUCACAUUUUAAAUGAAAGUUUUUAUAAAAGUUGUUUUUAAAGGUUUUGAAAUCCAAUAAUUAAAUCAUCCCUUAUAAAAUAUUUGAAAUUCAUAUUUUAUUACAUUUUUCUAACAUUCUUAUUCAUUUGUGUAAUUUGUAGUUUUUACUUGGUCAUAUAAACGUUUAAUAUUUCAUCUACAUGUGAAUUACCACAUUUUGUGUAUGACUUUAAUUCCUACUUUUUAAAAAAUCAGCAUUUCAGAAUUGUUAUAUGGCAUUCUGAGGAUGAAACAGAAAAAUAGUAAUUCUUAGCCACUAUAGGCCGAACAUCUGCAAAUUCUGAUUCUGUCAGCAUCUUCCAUGUUAAGUUCCAAGAAACAGUCCAACCGUCAUCAGA
Molecule: messenger RNA, 1905 nt
Organism: Cebus imitator (Panamanian white-faced capuchin)
Lineage: Eukaryota; Metazoa; Chordata; Mammalia; Primates; Cebidae
Gene: CASP6
Product: caspase 6
Exons: 7
Coding region: 410-1237 (275 amino acids)
Biological process (GO): proteolysis; apoptotic process
Cellular component (GO): cytoplasm
Source: RefSeq, a predicted model, not a curated record